Messenger RNA from Phytophthora nicotianae INRA-310, 249 nucleotides. RefSeq lists its product as hypothetical. The transcript has a single exon. NCBI's taxonomy places the organism in Eukaryota, Oomycota, Peronosporomycetes, Peronosporales, Peronosporaceae. Bases 1 to 249 code for a protein of 82 amino acids. The record is from RefSeq and is a predicted model, not a curated record.
AUGGAUUGGUUGAAGAUCCAGAACAGAGCGAAGAGCCAGGACAAGGUGAAGCGUCAGGUCAAGUUGAAGAGCCAGGACAAGUUGAAGAGACAGGACAGGGUGAUGAGACAGGAUAUGGUGGUGAACCAGGACAUGUCGAAGAUCCAGAACAGUUGGGUCAGGGUGAUGAGCCAGGACAAGUUGAAGAGCCAGAACUGUUGGAGCGACUGCUACAAGUCAGUGAUGACGAUGCACCUGCACAUGCUCUGA